Molecule: messenger RNA, 2996 nt
Organism: Clunio marinus
Lineage: Eukaryota; Metazoa; Arthropoda; Insecta; Diptera; Chironomidae
Source: the annotation of a GenBank genome assembly
AAACUUAUUUUCUACUUCACUAAAUAUAGUGAGGAAAGAAUUUAAAUUAAUAAAAUAUGGAAAAGACGAACUUGUCCCCCGAUUUAAAUGCUCAAGGAGAAACAUUGAUGAAAGUUUUAGAUACAUUCGAGGAUUCAAAAGGAGAGACUACUGAACCCGACAAAACUCCAGAAAUUUCUGAUUUACAAAAUGCAUGUCUUGAUUUAAAGAAUGAAGAAAUUUCAAAGAUUCAAUCUUUAUGCAGCAAUGAUCAAAGUACCGAUGAUCAAUGUUUCUAUUCACCAUCAUCAACUUUCAAUCGAGACUCAAGCUUCAUCAUAGACAUUGAAAGUUCAAACUCCCAUGAUGAAAAAUCAAGAAAGGAAUCUUCUAAUUCUAAAACAGUCAUCGAUGAAACUUCAAAAGUUUCCUUAAAAGAUAAAUUUCAACCUAAUAUGAAUCUUCCUCAUGAACUUGGCACUCGUCCUACAUACUUAAAGAAAUAUGUGACGUCGAAAUCUUUUAUAGAUUCUGAUUCUACUAAAGCAACUGCAAAGGUUCUCAACAACUCCGAAUCAAUCGAAAAAAGAAGAAAUGUUAAUAAGACAAAUAGUAAGAUUCGACAAGCAGAAUCUCAGGCAUCAUUUAUGAAAGAGGAAAAAACUCAUGCUAAGAAAUUAGCCCAUCCACCUGGUUUCAUUCCAAAGAGUUCAAAAAAAUCUAAACAGAACCUUUCUUUGAAAUCUUCUUCGAUAAAUGAGAUAAGUUCUUUGGAAUUAUCAAGAUCCACAACUGCAGAAGAGCCAAAAGCAUUCAAGUCAGCAGUUUCACAACUCUCAUUAUCAUCUGUCAAAGAUCAACAGCAAAUCGAAGACAAGAAGUCAGGAAAUCUUCGUAAGUUUAAAGGAUCACCGAAUCUUACUGAACAUAAGUCGGAAGAUCCAUUGGCAUUUAACGAGCCAACAAAGACAUUAGAAAUGUUUCAAGAGCUAGAAGAUUUACGUACAAAACUUUCGAAAUCAACCAUAAAAUCAAAAGAAGAACGUAAGAAAGUUUCUGAUCUUGCUAAAGCAAAUGACGGUUUACGUAAAAAAGUUGAAAUUUUGGAGAAAUCACUCAGUGAAAAAGAAACGCUUCUUAAUGAGAAAUGUGAAAGAAUUAAAGGCUUAGACACGCUCAUUGCUAAAACACAACAAGAUCGUAAAAAGAAUGAAACUUCCAAUGAAUUAAAAUCAGAAAAACUCAAGAAACUUGAAAAUGAUAUGAAAGAUUUAAGAAAAAUUAACGAUGAGCUUUUCAAAGAGAACAAGAAGAAAGGAGACGAAACUCUUAAACUGAAACUUGACAUUCAAAUGAUGGGAAAAUCUACGGAAGAGAAAUCAAGAUUCGUUGCGGCUGAAAAGAUGGAAUUAAUAAAACAAAUUGAAAACCUCGAGAACAAGUCAAGAGACAUUGAUGUUAGUAAUGUCAAAGAUGAAUUGACAUUUGUAGUUAAUGAGUUAGAAACACAAAUAGUAGCUCGUGAUGGAACAAUAAAUGAACUGAAGGAAUCUAUUCGUCGAUUAGAACAGGAAAAUGAAUCUCUGAAACAACAGAAUGACAAUAAGACUGAAGUUACUGAAAUCAAAGCAUUAAAAUUACAUGUGAAUGAUUUAUCAAGCAACGAACAAGAACUAAAAGAGAAAAUUAUCGAAUUGAAUUCUUCAUUACAAGAUGAGCUUCUUAAAAACCAUCGCAUGGAAAGUUUACUUGAAGUUCGCAGUGAGUUCAUCAAAGCACUUCAAGAAAAUGAAGAAACAAAUAAAGCUCGAAUAAUUUUACAAUUAAAAGAAAUUGAAAAUCUUCGUGAGAAAACUAUGAAGUUAAAAAAGUGGAAAGCUGCAUCGAAGGAAGAUCUUGACAAUCUUCAUAAUACUUUGAAAAAUCAACAAUUUGAAAUCGACCAGAAGAUGUCGGGAAAGGAUAGAAUUCCAGUUUUUCCAUCUCGAGGAGCGAUGAAAGCGAUGAAAGAUCGUCUUGCUGGUGCCCACAAAGGCCACGGUUUAUUGAAGAGAAAAGCUGAUGCACUUCAAAUCCGUUUUCGUUUGAUUUUGGGAAAGAUUAUUGAGACUAAAACUUUGAUGGGUGAAGUCAUGCGUGAAGCUGCGUUUUCACUAGCUGAAGCUAAAUUUGUGAGCGGUGAUUUUAAUCAAGCUGUCAUUCAAAGCGUCACAAAAGCUCAAAUCAAGACGCGAUCGAAGAAAGAUAACAUUGCUGGUGUUAUUCUACCAAUUUUUGAGUCGUUUACUGAAGGUACUGACAACUAUAAAUUAACUGGUUUGGCGCAAGGCGGUGAGAAAAUUCAAAGAUUGAAGAAGAAUUUUCAAAAUGCCAUCAAACUGCUUGUUGAAUUGGCGUCACUGCAAUGUGCUUUUAUCAUUCUCGAUGAAGCGAUCAAAAUCACCAAUAGAAGAGUGAAUGCGAUUGAACAUGAAUUGAAAGUUUAUAGAGCAAUGAAAGCGAUGAAAGACCGUAUCGCUGGUGCCCACAAAGGCCACGGUUUAUUGAAGAGAAAAGCUGAUGCACUUCAACUUCGCUUUCGUGUGAUUUUGGGAAAAAUUAUUGAGACUAAAACUUUGAUGGGUGAAGUCAUGAGCGAAGCUGCUUUCUCACUAAGUGAAGCUAAAUUUGUGAGCGGAGAUUUCAGUCAAGCCGUCAUUCAAAGUGUUUCGAAGGCUCAAAUCAAGACACGAUCGAAGAAAGAUAACAUUGCUGGUGUUAUUCUACCAGUAUUUGAUGAUGUUAUUUAUAAUAUUAAUAAAAUUUCAUAUGAUCUUGUAGUGAUUAUACCACGACUUGAGAGAACUCUCGCCUACAUCAUAUCAGAACUUGAUGAAAUUGAACGAGAAGAAUUUUUCCGUAUGAAGAAAGUUCAAAAUAAGAAGAAACGCGAUCGUGCGAAGAAGGCUGCUUUACUUAAUGAUGUUAAUGAAAAAAUUAACAGCAUGAUAGAGGAUGAUGAAGAUUUGUUAUUUUGA